UGCUCCGGGGACGGUCCCUCCGCUCCGGGCUGUCCCAGCCCGGGGAGCCCCGGUGAUGGCAGCGCGGGGGACAGCCGCCAGCCCUGCUUGUGAUUUCCCCUCCUUUCCAAGCUCUGUCUGGAGCCCACGGCCCUCGGAGAUGGGAGAGGAUGCCGAGGCCCUGCGGUGGCCCUGAAGACUCUCCGGGGAUGCGGUGGCCGGCGGGACAGCCCAUGGCAGCGCGGCGGGGCCGCGGGGGCUCUGCCAGCAGCGUGCUGGGGCUGAGCCGCUCGGCGCUGCGGCUGCCGGCGCUCUGGUGGUGGUACCUGUUCCUGAGCGCCGAUGCCCAGGAGGUGGCCACGUUCACGGUGCAGUACCGGGUGCUGGAGGAGGUGCCCCCGGGAACUGUCAUAGGGAGCCUGGCCGAGCACUUCGAGGGCGGCGAGAGCGGCGAGGCGGCCGAGACCUUCCAGCUGAUGGAGACCCCCGGGAGGUUCCCGCUGCACGUGGGCAGCGGGGAUGGGGUGCUCAGCACGGCUGGGCGGGUGGACAGGGAGCAGCUGUGCCGCCACAGUGAUCCCUGCUGGGUGUCCUUCGACGUGCUGGCCGCCCAGAACCCGGCCCUGAUCCAUGUGGAGGUUCAGGUGAUGGACAUCAACGACAACGCACCGCGGUUCCCCACGCCCGAGCUGGAGCUGGAGAUCUCGGAGAGCGCAUCCCUGCGGACACGGAUCCCGCUGGAUCGAGCCCUGGAUGCUGACGCUGGCCCCAACGCCCGCUGCUCCUAUGCCCUCUCCCCCAGUGAGCACUUUGCUCUGGAGGUCGUCUCCAGCUCCGAUGGGACGAGGCACGCGGAGCUCGUCGUGGUUAAGGAGGUGGACCGGGAGCUGCACUCCUCCUUUGACCUUGUGCUGACAGCCACUGAUCAUGGGGAGCCACCAAAAUCAGGUACUGCUUUGAUUAAAGUUAUUGUCCUUGACUCCAAUGACAACAGCCCCGUGUUUGCAGAGAGCUCCCUGACAGUGGAGGUUUGGGAGGACGCCCAGCCUGGGACCCUCCUCGUGACCGUCACGGCCACUGACCCCGACCAGGGUCCCAAUGGGGAGAUCGAGUACAGCCUGAGCAGGCACGCGCCCCCCGAGGUGCUGAGCACCUUCAGCAUCGACGCCCGCACGGGCAGCAUCCUCCUGAGGCUCCCUCUGGACUAUGAGGAGACCCACGCCUACGAGCUGGACGUGCAGGCACGGGACCUGGGCGCCAACCCCAUCCCGGCACACUGCAAGGUCCUGAUCAAGGUCCUGGAUGUCAAUGACAAUGCUCCCGAUGUCCACGUCACCUGGGCCACGCGGGAGCCCGUGCUGUCCGAGGCCCUCCCCAAGGACAGCUUUGUGGCCCUGGUGACAGCCAGUGACCCUGACUCAGGAAGCAAUGGGCAGGUGCUCUGCUCCCUCAGCCAGGGCUACGAGCACUUCAGGCUGAAGAGGACAAACAGCCACAGCUUCGCGCUGCUGACCAGCGCCUCGCUGGACCGCGAGCGGCGCGCCGAGUACAACCUGACGCUGGUGGUGCGGGACAUGGGGGACCUGUCCCUGGCCGUGCUGAAACACCUCACCAUCUGCAUCAGCGACGUCAAUGACAAUGCCCCAGCCUUUGAGAAGGUCGCCUACGAGGCUGCUGUUGCUGAGAAUGGUGAAGCACCUGCCUUCCUGCUCACUGUCCGUGCCACUGACCCUGACCUGGGCUCCAACGGGAAAGUCACCUACAGGAUCCUGGACCCCUCUGCUUUGGGGCUGGUCUCAGUUGACCCCAUCACUGGAGACAUUUUUGCCCUCCGAGCUUUUGAUUAUGAGCAGGUGAGGAGCCUAGAGUUCCUGGUGACAGCAGAGGAUGGAGGGCAUCCCAAGCUGGCAUCCAACAUCUCCAUCAGGCUGGCUGUGCUCGACCGGAACGACAACGCACCCAUAAUCACCACACCAGCGUUGGUGGGAGGGGUGGCCACGCUCUCUGUCCUGAUCAAUGUGGACACCGGGUGCUGCUGGGUGGUCCCUGGGAAUGGGAGCACCCAGGGGGCUGCAGCAAUGACCAAUUCCACACUUGUGUCUUGCCCUGCCAACCCCUUCCUCUUCACCAUCGUGGCCCGGGAUGUGGACUCCGGCACCAACGGGGCUCUCCGGUAUGAUCUGGUGGGUGGGGAUGAUGCUGGGCUCUUCAUCCUGGACCCGCUCCUGGGGCAGGUGUCCCUCAACGCCAGCAAUGCCAGCAGCCUGGCCGGCAGCCAGCGGGAGCUGCUGGUGCGGGUGAGUGACCAGGGGGACACCCCCCUGCACACCCUGGCCCGGCUCCGCUUGCUGUUCCGGCGGCACGGGGCCUUCUCCAAGAUGUCAGCGCGGGAUCCCGGCUGGCCCAGCCUCUCCGUGCUGCUGCUCAUCUGCCUGGCCGCUCUGCUGGGCGGCUGCGUGCUGCUGCUGGCGCUGACCCUGUCCCUGCGCAAGAAGGACAAGAAGGACGGCAUGGCCUACAACUGCCGGGAGGCGGAGGACGCCCGCAGGCAGCAGCAGCUCAAGAAGCCGCACAGGCAGAUCCAGAAGGCCGACAUCCACCUGGUGCCGCUGCUCCGGGGCCGCCCCCGGGAGCCCGAGCCCCUCCGGGCCUGCCAGGAGGAGCAGCCUGGCACAGGCACCCCUGCGGCCGGGGGGUCCCCGCAGGCUCCCCUGCACCUCACCCCCACUCUCUACAGGACGCUGAGGAAUCAGAGGACACAAAAGGGCUCGGAGGAGCAGCAGGGAACCUUGGAGCUGCCCGUCCUGCAGCGCCGGCCCUGCCCGCCCCACAGAGCCAAACAGGCCGUGAGGGAGGCUGCGGGCCCCGCGGAGGCACCGCCGCACGGCAAGAGCUUGGUGAAGCCACCCAUGGGAGAGCUCCGAGUGCCAGCCGAGCAGCCCGUGGGUGCGGGGGGACCCGGGCAGCCCCAGCCCCACCAGCAGAUCCUCAGGAGCCUGGUCCGGCUGUCGCUGGUGGCCCUGGCGGAGCAGAGCUCGACCGGGGAGUUCGCCAUGGAGUCGCCCCCAGUGCAGCAAAUCUCCCAGCUGCUCUCGCUGCUGCACCAGGGCCAGUUCCAGCCUAAAACAAACUACAGGGGAAACAAGUACACGGCCAAGAACGGCAGCAGGGCUGCAGGGCUGGACAUGGGGCUGGACACGGGGCUGGACACAGGGCUGGACACGGACUGCCUGAGCACCAAGGACAGCGGGCACGGCGAGAGCGAGGCCGGGGACCGCGACUGCGACAGCGCCGUCGAGCUCUCCGUGCAGCAGCUCGUGGGAGAGGAGCUGGAGACCCUCCUGGAGCCACAGGCAGAGCUGGCCCUCAAGAGGCUGACAGCUGCAGACCCAGAGUGGGUGGCCCGGCUGUCCCUGCCCCUCACCAGCAGCUACAAGGACAACGUCUUCUGCCCCGACUCGCCGUGCUCCCCCGAGGAUGAGGAAGCUGCAAGGCAGGAGAAACCGAGGACCUUUGAGACCUUUGGCAAAGGUGCUGGGGCUGACCCUGGUGGCAGUGGGACGAGGCUGGCCAGCACCUUCCUGUCGGAGAUGAGCACCCUGUUUGAGAUGAUCCUGUCCCAGAAGGUGCAGGUGCACAGCGAGGCGGGCGCGGGGCUGCUGCGGCAGCUCUCGGCUCGCGGGCACAGCCUCGGCCUGGGGGACGCUGCUCCAGGGCUGUAGCAGCUCGGUGGCUGUGGCAGGGAGAGAACAGUCAGAGAUUGGGGUGCCCAGCCCUAUCCCCAGCCCCAGCAGGGUCACUGUAUGACCCAUGCCUAGACAGGUGUACUCCUUCCUUUGCCUUGCCCCAUCGAAUUUCUCCACAACUGAUUUCACCUUUAGUUCCCCUCCAGCUGCCUGUCCUUGCCUUCCUCCUCUCCCACCCUGCUCUCCCAGUGCUCUGCCAGCCUCCCAUCCCACCCAGCAGCAGGAGGGCCUUUCCUCCCAGGACAGGCCCAGGCAAGGGGGUUGUGAGAACAACCACAGCACAGUGAGAUACAUCCAUGUGAUCACAGACUGUGAAAGUACCUGUCACGGACACUGCUGCAGCUGGGCUCCAGGGUUUCAGUUAUUUAAAUAAAACUGUUUUUUUCUAACACUACCCUCUCUGUCAGCAGUGGAGCUGACAUAAUACAUGUGCAGAAAGCCUGAAGUGGCAGCUGGGGAAGGGGAGAUGAGCCUGUUGUCUCCCACAGGUCCUUCCAGCUUCUGUGGUUCUGCCACUGGGAAGUUGGCAUUUUUUA
Messenger RNA from Camarhynchus parvulus, 4261 nucleotides. It is a transcript of the gene PCDH12, whose product is annotated as protocadherin 12. Gene Ontology annotation, cellular component: plasma membrane. The record is from RefSeq and is a predicted model, not a curated record. Gene Ontology annotation, molecular function: calcium ion binding. Gene Ontology annotation, biological process: homophilic cell-cell adhesion. Bases 150 to 3701 code for a protein of 1183 amino acids. The transcript has 4 exons. NCBI's taxonomy places the organism in Eukaryota, Metazoa, Chordata, Aves, Passeriformes, Thraupidae.